ACCGUUUACUAAAACUGCAAUAUCAUUAGACAGACCGACAAAGUUGAUUACUUUUUUCAGAAACAAAUUGUAUUUACAUUUAAUUGAACGCACCACAUCAACACAGUGAAAAUGACCGUAACUGCUGUGCCGCUGGAGAGCGUACGCGAAAAGGCGCUUUCCGACUACAGAAAGAAAUUGCUGGAGCACAAAGAAGUCGAGGGUCGCCUCAAAGAAAAACGCGAGGAAAUCAAGGAGCUGACAAAGCUUUACGACAAGUCGGAGAAUGAUCUAAAAGCACUGCAAAGCGUGGGCCAAAUUGUGGGCGAGGUGCUCAAACAAUUGACCGAGGAUAAAUUCAUUGUGAAAGCCACCAAUGGACCACGCUAUGUGGUCGGUUGCCGUCGCCAGCUGGACAAGGCCAAGCUAAAGUCGGGCACACGCGUUGCCCUCGACAUGACCACAUUGACGAUUAUGCGCUAUUUGCCACGCGAGGUUGAUCCUUUGGUCUACAAUAUGUCGCACGAGGAUCCCGGCGAUGUCACCUACUCGGCUAUCGGUGGUCUCACCGAGCAAAUUCGCGAGCUACGCGAAGUCAUCGAGUUGCCAUUGCUCAAUCCCGAACUCUUCCUGCGCGUUGGUAUCACACCGCCCAAAGGUUGUUUGCUCUACGGCCCGCCAGGCACAGGAAAAACGCUGUUGGCGCGUGCGGUGGCCUCGCAACUGGAUGCCAACUUCCUGAAGGUUGUCUCCUCGGCCAUUGUGGACAAAUAUAUUGGCGAGAGUGCGCGUUUGAUACGCGAAAUGUUCAAUUAUGCCCGCGAUCAUCAGCCCUGCAUCAUUUUCAUGGAUGAAAUCGAUGCGAUUGGUGGCCGUCGUUUCUCUGAGGGCACAUCGGCCGAUCGUGAAAUACAGCGCACGCUGAUGGAGCUGCUCAAUCAAAUGGAUGGCUUCGAUUCGCUGGGACAAGUGAAGAUGAUUAUGGCCACCAAUCGUCCCGAUACAUUGGAUCCUGCUUUGCUGCGUCCCGGUCGCCUGGAUCGUAAGAUCGAGAUACCGCUGCCCAACGAACAAGCGCGUCUGGAGAUCCUGAAGAUUCAUGCGCUCAAGAUUGCCAAACAUGGUGAGAUUGAUUACGAAGCCAUUGUCAAGUUGUCGGACAAUUUCAAUGGCGCCGAUCUGCGCAACGUUUGCACUGAGGCGGGUCUCUUUGCCAUCCGCGCGGAACGUGAAUACGUCAUCCAGGAGGACUUCAUGAAGGCUGUGCGCAAGGUGUCGGACAACAAGAAGCUGGAGAGCAAACUGGACUACAAGCCAGUUUAGAUGUAACUAACCAUUAACUUCAACACAAAUUCAAUAAAAACAAUACCCAUCUUAUAUUAUGUA
This is a messenger RNA of Drosophila sulfurigaster albostrigata, 1365 nucleotides long. RefSeq names its product 26S proteasome regulatory subunit 10B. Gene Ontology annotation, biological process: positive regulation of RNA polymerase II transcription preinitiation complex assembly. The coding region runs from base 112 to 1302 and encodes 396 amino acids. The transcript has 5 exons. Gene Ontology annotation, molecular function: ATP binding; ATP hydrolysis activity; proteasome-activating activity. Gene Ontology annotation, cellular component: cytosolic proteasome complex; proteasome regulatory particle, base subcomplex. NCBI's taxonomy places the organism in Eukaryota, Metazoa, Arthropoda, Insecta, Diptera, Drosophilidae. The record is from RefSeq and is a predicted model, not a curated record.